Rhododendron vialii is the source of this 1437-nucleotide messenger RNA. RefSeq names its product F-box protein At3g58530. Gene Ontology annotation, cellular component: SCF ubiquitin ligase complex. Gene Ontology annotation, molecular function: protein binding. The record is from RefSeq and is a predicted model, not a curated record. Lineage: Eukaryota; Viridiplantae; Streptophyta; Magnoliopsida; Ericales; Ericaceae. Bases 90 to 1154 code for a protein of 354 amino acids. Gene Ontology annotation, biological process: SCF-dependent proteasomal ubiquitin-dependent protein catabolic process. The transcript has 13 exons.
UAUUACUAACAGUUGCAGUUUUCCCUCUUUCCCAUUAGGUAGGUUUGUGCUCCGAGAAGUGAGAAUAGCACCAGAGCCGGUGAACCAAGAUGGAAGAGAGAGAAAGGGCGAAUGAAGAAGAAGGGGUGGUAUGGAACAGAGAGACAGUACCUAGGGUUUUGGAGAUUGUAAGCACAAGACUGCCUCAGAGAGACCUCAUAUCUCUCUUACUAGCCAGUCCCUGGAUUCACCGCACUCUCACCUCCCACCCCUCCCUCUGGCUGGUUCUUGAUUUCCGCGAGAUGAACAAUGCUGGGAAUCGACUUGUUUCCACUCUCUCACAGUUGAGAUAUAAGCAUGUGAAGCAGAUUAGCCUUGAAUUUGCACAAGACAUUGAAGACAAACAUUUUGAUAUCAUUAAAAGCAAGUGUUCAGAUUCCCUUCAAAAUUUGGAGUCCUUAAACCUGAAUGGCUGCCAAAAAAUCUCGGAUAGGGGUGUGGAAGCUAUUACGUCAAUUUGUCCAAAUCUGAAGGUCUUCUCCAUUUAUUGGAAUGUGAGGGUUACAGAUACUGGUAUAGAGCAUUUGGUGAAGAACUGCAAGCAUAUAGUUGAUUUGAACUUGAGUGGCUGUAAGAAUAUUUCAGACAAAAGCUUACAACUGAUUGCUGAUAAUUACCAACACUUGGAGUGUUUAAACCUCACUAGGUGCAUCAAGCUAACAGAUUGUGGUUUGUGUAAGAUAUUUGUCAAAUGCUCCUCUCUUAACAGUCUAAACCUCUAUGCUGUUUCAAGCUUUACAGAUGAGGCUUACAAAAAGAUAUCCUUGUUGACCGAACUCAAAUUCUUAGAUUUAUGUGGUGCCCAGAAUCUUACGGAUCAUGGACUUUCCUGUAUAGCCAAAUGCAAUAAUCUGGUGUCUCUCAAUUUGACAUGGUGUGUGCGUGUCACUGAUGAGGGGGUCAUCCCCCUUGCAGAAGGUUGCACCUCUCUUGAAUUUCUCAGCUUGUUUGGAAUUGUCGGUGUGACUGAUAAGUGCUUGGAGGCCCUGUCGAAGUUCUGCUCAAGCACAAUUACAACGCUCGAUGUGAAUGGGUGCAUCGGCAUCAAGAGACGAAGCCGUGAAGAACUCCUUCAGUUGUUCCCACAUCUGAGGUGCUUCAAAGUGCACAGCUAGUUUUAUGGUUUAUGAAGAAGCCAUACAUGAUUAUCUCCUUUCAUCAGUUUUGCAGGCCUAUGAAGCUGGAGAAAUUUUGGGUAGGCAGAUGAGCUUGAUGCAUGGAAACAUGUGGUGACAUGUAUGUGACAUAGCGUAUAUUAACUGUCUUGGGUUAGCUAUGUGAAGUACAUUUGGGGAAAAAUUUCAAGUCUUAAUUAUGGAUAGGCAGAUGAUCUGACUUUUUUUUCCCCUUUUUUUUUUUAAAGCAUAUAUUAUCCUAAAACUAAAUAUAUUCCAUGGA